This is a messenger RNA of Heterocephalus glaber (naked mole-rat), 3794 nucleotides long. RefSeq names its product elastin microfibril interfacer 3 (gene Emilin3). Lineage: Eukaryota; Metazoa; Chordata; Mammalia; Rodentia; Bathyergidae. Gene Ontology annotation, molecular function: protein binding. Gene Ontology annotation, cellular component: extracellular matrix. The record is from RefSeq and is a predicted model, not a curated record.
CAGGCGGCCCCUCGGGCGCCCGCUCAGCGCCGGGCUAGGGGCUGGCGGUGGAGGCGGGGGCUGGCGGAGGAGAGCGGCGCGGCCCGAGUUUAUGCUAAUCAGCGCAGAGCCCGCCUCCCGCCUCCACUCUGCGGCCCCAGCCGCGGGCAGCGCCGGCCACUCGGAGGGACGAAGCCGCCGCGAAGGGCCAGGCGACUAAGUGAGCGAGCUCUGGGGUCCGCGAGUGGCUGUGGGGCCCCGUCCGGCGAGUGGAGGUGGCAGCGUGGCGGGCGGACACCCGCGGGGUCCGCCGCCCGGGGCCAGGUGGAGACGCGGUGGCCGCAAUGGGUCGCCGCCGCCUGCCGGUCUGGCUGUGCGCCGUCGCGGCGCUGCUCUCGGGGGCGCAGGGUAAGGGCGCGCCGCUCCUCUCUCGGCCAGUGCAGCCCGGCGCCUCCCGCUACAGCCUCUACACGACGGGAUGGCGCCCCCGGCUGCGCCCGGGGCCGCACAAGGCCCUCUGUGCCUAUGUUGUGCACAGGAAUGUGACCUGCAUUCUACAGGAGGGAGCAGAGAGCUACAUAAAGGCUGAAUUCCGGCAGUGUGGAUGGGGGCCCAAGUGCCCUGGAACAGUCACGUACCGCACAGUGCUCAGACCCAAAUACAAGGUUGGCUACAGGACAGUGACAGACCUCACCUGGCGUUGCUGCCCAGGCCUCACUGGAGAACGCUGCCCUGAGCACCUCACGGAUCAUGGGGCCACCCCACCCCAGCUGAAUCCUGAAGCCCAGGUUCCCUCAGGGCAGGCGGGCUCAGGUCCCAGGCCCCCUGCUUACAGCCAGGUGGCCCCGGGUCCCCAUGGAAGAAAAGGCCUAGGGCUAUUGGGUGAGCGCCUGGGACGCCUGGAGGGUGAUGUCCAGCACCUGGCACAAGUAUAUAGCACCCUCAGUGGUCUGGUGGCUAGCCAUGAGGACCCCAACAGGAUAACUGGGGACUCCAGAGCUCCUGCUGCCCCUGUGGGUUUGGGGGUCUUCCCAGAAGGGCAUGUGGAUCCAGGAGACAGAGCAGGAGGACCACUCACAGCUCCCCUGGGUGAGAUCCUGAGCAAGUUAACAGAAGUGAGCAACACGCUUCGCAGCAAGGUGCAGCUGCUAGACGAGGUGCAUGGACUCGCCCUCAGCCACGAGGCCCACCUGCAGCAGCUUCGGGAAGCCCCGCCAUCCCCGCUGACCUCUCUGGCACUGCUGGAGGAAUAUGUGGAUCAACGGCUACAGCGACUCUGGGGGAGCCUGCUGGGUGGCUUUGAGCAGAAGCUGCAAGGCAUCCAGAGCGAGUGUGACCUUCGGGUGCGGGAGGUGCGGCAACAGUGUGAGGAGGGCCAGGCAGCCAGCCAGCAGCUACACCAGAGCCUUGACGGCCGGGAGCUGGCCCUGCGCCGGGAGCUCUCACAGCUGGGCACUCAGCUGCAAGGCCUGAGUGUGGCUGGCGGGGCCAGUUGCUGCGGCCAGCUGGCCUUGAUCAGUGCCCGUGUGGACAAUCUUGGGAAGAACCUGCGGGCAGUUGUGGAGGCCCACAAGGGCCCUGGCACCUCAGCCAGGGAUGAGCUUGAGCAUCUGUCUGCUGCCAUGAUUGAGGGAGGUGUGGAUGGGCUGCUUGAGGGCCUGGAGACCCUCAAUGGGACAGAGAAUGGAGCGAGCAGCUGCUGUCUGAGGAUGGAGCUGGGAAGCUGGGGUGUGGGUGGCUUCGGGUCCAUGCUGGAAGAGCGUGUGCAGAACCUAGAGGAUCGCCUGGCGACAUUAAUUGGAGAGCUAAAUCAGGACAGCAUCCCACUGGGCAGGUCUGUGCGGCCCCUCGUGCCGACAGAGCUGGCCGUGCUAGAACAACGGCUGGUCUCCCUGGAGACCUCAUGCACCCCCAGUACCACGUCAGCCACCCUGGACAACCUCGUGUCAGAGGUGAAGGCCUGGCAGAGCCGGAGCGAGACCCUCCUACACCAGGUGGCCAGCCACACGGCUCUGCUACAGCAGCUCAAUGGCACUGUGGCUGAAGUCCAGGGGCAGCUGGCAGGAGGGACGGGCAGCUCACUCCAAGGUGAAAUCACUCUACUGAAGGUCAACCUGAACUCAGUGAGCAAGUCGCUCACAGGCCUCAGUGACUCUGUCAGCCAGUACUCUGAUGCUUUCUUGGCUGCCAAUACAUCUCUGGAUGAGCGGGAACGCAAGGUGGAGGCUGAAGUCCACGCCAUCCAGGACCAGGUCAGCAGCCAAGGCUCAAGGCUCCGGGCUGGCCACAGGCAGGUCCUGAACCUGCAGGGGGAGCUAGCGCAGCUCAAGGCUGGUAUGGCCAAUGUGGCCAGGGGGCUGAGCCGCUGCCAGGACACCGCCCGAGAACUCCAGCGUGCCGUGGGCCACUUCGACCAGCGGGUGGCACAAGUGGAGGGCAUGUGCAGGAGGCUCGGCCUACUGGCUGCCAGCCUGGACAGCUUGCCCACCGAGCCACUUAGGUCCAGGGAGGGCCUGUGGGGCCACGUGGACCAGCUGAAUCGCACACUAGCCCAGCACACAGAGGACAUCGCCCAUCUCCGAGAUGACCUGCUGGACUGCCGGGCCCAAUUGGCUGAGCAGGUGAGGCUAGGGCAAGCCGACUAGGCAGCCUGGAUAGGAUCCAAGCAUCAGAUCGCAUCAACUCUGGGAACAGCAUCCCAGAGCCCAGUCUUACCCAGCCGGGCCUCCAGGCCUCCCGGGACCAGCCCAGCUGCCACCUCAGAGGCCGUUGGACCAACAGUAUCAGUCCAGCGUCGUAUGACUAUCCUGGUCAUCAGUGCUCCACAAACUAGACAAUUCAGGAUAGUGAUCAAGGCAAGGAUGUCAUGCAUGAAGGCCAGGAUGGACUUCAAAGAGCACACAUUCCAUGGCCUACAACUUGCUUUUUUACAGACACAUUGGAGUUAGCAACUGUGCAAGUUCUCCUUGCCCAUUCUCAGACAGGGGCCUAUCCACAGCUCCCUUUGCCCACAGUGGGUAGCGUCAGCCCUUGGAGAUUUCUGUUCCCUUGUACCUUGGCUUCUACCAUAGCCAUCUGGAUGAGGGUUCUGCAGGAAAGUGGUCCCCACUGGAACUAUCCUCACACAUGGCAGCUUCAUGGAUGCUGUUUCUGAACCAAGGACCAGAAGCCACCAGAGGUUUCCAACUCCCCACAUCCUUCAGAACUGAAGGGAAGCACAGAGACCCACUGAGGGUUUUCUUUAUUUUUUCUGAUCCUCCCUCAAGGUGAGGACUGAGGCAGCUGUAGAUUCCUAGACCAAAGAGUGAUAUCCAGGCAAUCUGUUUGGAGACUUCACUUUAUUUUUUUUUUUUCCUUUCCUUCCCCCAAAGACGUUUUCAGGGCUCUGGUCCUCUUCUUUCCAGUUGGAGAAAAAUCUCCUGUUCCCACAGAUCAGUACCUCUCUCCUAAGUGUGGCUUUAAUGUAUAUGGAGGCCCAAAGGAAGCCAGACCCUGAGAAAGCCAUAGCUGGGGGAACAGGAGAUUAGGCCUUGCUUUUAACACCCUUACAAAACCCUAGCCCUGCCAGGAUGAUCACAGAGAGGUAAGCAAUUCAGGUAUGAAACCAUCAAGGCACAACUGGAAAAACACAAGUGUUCCUCAGGCCCACACAAUUCCCACCUGUGCCGAGGCUGUUGGCCUUGGUUCCCCUCACGGUGGCAUGGGCCUCCUGUGCUGUCUGCAGGACCCCUUCUGAACAUUCGGUGCUGUGCCCUCCACCCUGGCACCAUGGGAGGAGGGCAGAUUCUGGAUUAAAGCUUUCAGCCAGUCUAAAA